Molecule: messenger RNA, 5388 nt
Organism: Linepithema humile (Argentine ant)
Lineage: Eukaryota; Metazoa; Arthropoda; Insecta; Hymenoptera; Formicidae
Source: RefSeq, a predicted model, not a curated record
GAUAUCGAAGAAGUAAUUAAAGAGCAACUUUUUGGUGUAUGUUUCAACAUAAUUGUUCUUAUUCCCAACGUCAACUUAUUACUGGUCUCAUUUUCCACUCUUAUCUAAGGUCCUUUGUGCACUGUCGACUAGUUACCGGCGACUCGGUCGUCGGUGACCACUGAGCAUAUUGGAAUUUAUAGCGAUUACAUAGCCGCUAGCCGUCGCGACCAGCCUUUGUUUCUAGUCUCUCGGCGACCAAGUCGCCGACAACUUAUUGUUAGUCGACAGUGUGUAAGAGGCCUUAGUCAACAGCGUCAAGAGUGCGCAAGGGAUUCUGAUACCGAUAGCUGCCGAUAAAUAUUCCUACAGCAGCAUUUAGUUUGAUCAGGUUAGUGGCGUUAGUGUCGUAUAUCGAUAUUAGCGCUUGCGAUUCUCGAAGUAGUUAGUUAAAUGUUUUCGCGGUGAUUGCAAGGUUUUUAUAUACUCUCUUGUGUGCCUGCGUGUACUUUGCAAUUGAUGGCAUAAAUUACGAAUUUUCACGUAAUAUUUAGUCAAGGAAGAAAUACACAUAUAUGGCAUACAUAUACAUAUGUUUUUUGGUAAAAAUGACACAUGUUCCAUAAUUUAUGUAUAUCUAUAAUAUUUUUACACAAUUCAAUUACAAUGUGUGAUAAAGCAGAGGACUUUAUUGUACAUUAUAAAUUUUCCUGAGAACAUAUGUCUUCAAAAUAAGACUAUGAGAAAUUUUAUUAAUGUUUACAACGAGAGAAUUAUUUUAAAACUGAUUUUUAAACAACAUUAAACAUUCAGUAUAUGUAUUACUAAUUAAUAGAACAAAAUGGAACAUAUGAAAGCAACACAAAGCCUAAAUAACGAAAAAUUUAAAAUAUUAAAACAUCUUCCUAUCUGUACAGUUGUACUACAUGAUAUUAUUUUAAAUCCAGAAUUAAUUCCACAAAUUUAUCGUGGGCAUUUAUUAAGAAAGCCACUAAAACUGUUAAAACCAUCAUCAUCAUCAUGUGUUAAUACAUCUAAACGGUCUAAUAAUAUACAGUUAAAAGAAAAAGUACAGAAACAAAAUACUGUAGAGAAAGAAAAUUAUAUAUUGACAAGAAGUCACUUCAAAAAGAGAACUCAAAGGAACAUUGGAGGAAGAAAUCGGAAUAAUAAAACUCAAGUGAAUUUAGAAACAAACCAAGAGUCAUCGUCAUCAGACCAGUGUGAAACAAUUCAACCAAAACGUGGAAGACGAAAGCAACGAGUAAUAAGUAACAGCAGCAAUGAAUUAUUUGCUAUUAAAAAUAGUAAAAGUUCUGAUAUAUCUACAUAUUGUAGUCAUGAAUGUUGCAAUAUUGAGACAUCAACUAAGAAGAAAAAAAGUAGAUUAACUUGUAAGAAAAUCCUAUAUUGUGAUGAAUCAGAUGUGGCAAAUGGGGAUACAAGUGUGGAAUCAGUUAAGAAAGAUGGAAGGAAUAUUUACAGAAUCUAUCACACAUAUGGAGUGCAACAACAAUUUACACCCAACUGAUGUUACCAAUGAAACAAAUCAUGUAGUAAGACAAAAACAAUCCAAAAAGAAGCAAAACAAGAAAGAUGUAUCCUUAAGUGUAGUUAACACGGAGUUAAGCAAUAAAAUUUAUAAAUAUAUGAAUACAUUAACCAAAGCUAAUGAAAACAUUAAUGGAGAUGCAAAAUCGAAAAAUUUAUAUCUUUCUAAUAAUGUUUCACCUACAUGCAAUGAUAAGGAUGAACAAAACAAAACACAACAAAAUCAGCAAAAAGCAAAAACAAAUUCAAAAAAUAAAACUACAACUGUAAAUAGUACAGUACCAAAAAUAAUUGGAAACAAUAUUUUACCAAAAGGAACAAUAAAAAUUAUUAAUAAAAAUAAAACAAACAUCAGCUCACAAAAUAGUGCUUUUAUCAAUAUUUUAAAACCAUCAGACUCUUUAUUAACACUUAACAAUAAUAUGAAUGAAGAAGAUAAAAAUAAUGGACUUUGUAACAAAAUUAUUAAUCACCAUAACUUAAAUUCUUUGAAGAAAUCAAAGAAGAGCACUUGUAGUGAUGUAGACAUGUUUGAUGCUGAUAAUGAAAAGACAGUAAUAUAUGAAAACUUUGUUUCGUGCCAAAAACAAUCAAGUGGCUUAUCUACUGAUGAAAUACUUGAGAGCAAAUCACAAGGCAGUUGUAGCACAGAAAUAAAUUAUAAUGAAGACACAUUAAACAAGAAUACUUCAAAUCUUAUGAAUAAAAAUGAAAAUUGUGAUACCAAUGUAAACCAAAUUGAUACCAAAUUAAACCUUAUUAGGAAAGAGAGAGCUGUAAAUAAAAAUCUAAAACGUACCGCAGAAGAAGAUGCAGAUUUUAACUGCAAUCAAAAAAAGAAAUUAAAUAGAAAUAGUUGGAUGGAAUAUAAUGGAACAUUGAUUAAGCCAAUAAAUCAACAAUGCAAUGACCUUAUAAAUACUGAUAUGAUUGCAACAGCACAACCAAAUAUUGUAUCCAAAGAUGAAGAACUUAAUUGUAAGCAAGACAAUGACUUACGUAACCAAUUGAAUUUAAAGAGAUCAAAAAGAACUAACAUUCAGGAGCUUACAUUUGAAAGAGAAUGUAAUAAUAAAGACAGUACAGAGUUGGUUGAGCAAAUAAAUGUAGAAAAUAAGAAUGAUACAAUUAUGACAAAAGAGCAAACCAAAGAAUAUCACAAAAAACUACUCUGUUGAGAAAGAACCAACUCUUAACGAAACUUGCUGUGAAGAGGAAAAUAAUACCCAAGUGAAUUCACAUCAUGAUUCACAUAAUUCGCCUAACAUGAUACAAAACACAGAAAAAACCAUGAAUAAAAAUACUAAAGAACAACAUAUAAAUGACAUUGAUAAUGGAGAGGAUGGUGAUUGCAUUUUUCUUUUUACAGAUGAAUCAUUUGAUGAAAGUCUAUCUGAAGAUCCAAUUUCACAUAAGAAAAACGAGCCACAUAAAUCUCUAGAUUCCAAUGAACCAUACAAAAUGAGUGCAAAUAGUUUUGAUAAAUAUGUAAAGCAGAAUAAAUGUGAGUUUAAUCAAGAGUAUGCAAAAUGCAGAAAUGAUAUAGAAAAUAAUGCAGAAAUGAGUAAAUCUAGUGAAGCAAAAGAACUGUCUAAUAAGUGGGAAAAAACUUUGUGUACAAAUUAUAUACCUAGAAUUGCAACAAAAGUUACACCACCUAUAAUUGGAAACAUUGAUCAAACAUAUGAUAAAGUUAAAUCAGUUGUCAAUGGAUAUUGCUUUUCAACAUUGAGAAAUGGUAUAUGUUGCUGGCCGUUGUGUAAAUUUAAUCACAAUUUCCAGUAUCUUAUUAAAGGAAUUUGUUUAAAUGAACCCAGAACAAUUUUCGAAACAUUACAAAAUGUAUCAGCUACAAAUUUUAAUUUUUUUUGUGAACAAAUGUAUAUAACAUCAUUAACAAAAUUAUCUGUGGAGCAGAUUUUAAUGAUAUAUACAAUGCUAUGUGAUUACAAUUUGAAAAGGGAAAACUUUACAUUGUCAAUAAAAUGUAUACGCCAUAUUGUCAUGGAAUUAUUAAAUAGAGAAGUAUCAUUAAAAACAAUUGUGAAAAGGUUAGUGGAAUACAUGCCUGUUAAAAGUGCGGAAAAAAUCAAUAAUAUAUUGAGUUGUGUAGAUGAGCAUGUAAAAGUUGGUGAAUAUUGGAACACAGUAAAAGUUUUAAUUUUACAACCAAGUUUCCAACCAACUAAACAUACUAUCGAGAAGAUAUUAAAGGAAUGCAUAACCUAUGAAAACUUAAUGAAUAUUCAAGAUGUUAAUGAUAUCUUAAUAGACAAACUUCAUCCUACAUUAAUGUCAGCAUUAGAUAAACAUUUAGUAGAAUGUUUCAAAAAUUUGACUAAGAAAACUAUGAAGAAUUCUCCUUUACCAUUAAUUCAAAAUUUUGGAGAAAAUUCAGCAGCGGAGAAUAUUGCUUCUCCAGAUUCAAACGCAGAUGAAACUUUAUUACAAGUGGAAACUCCAAAAAAAUACGAUAUCAUUGCUGUCACAAGUAGUGAUGUAAAUACAUCUUAUAUGAUACAACGUAUUGAUAAUUUACCCGAUCCACGAUCCAUAUACAGAGAUCAUGAACGUCUCUGGAAGUUUUAUAUGGAUUUAGAAAGAUUAAAAAAGGGACUUGCACAUAAAGAUUAUGAUUACGUUAUUGAUAUCUUAAAAAGUUACAAAGAGAAAGAAGAUGAAAACCACUUUUUUAUUCAGUCGUGUUGUAAUAUAUUUCGAACAGAAAUAAAGCAUUCAGAAUAUCACGUAGCAAACAUCAUACGUCGUACAGUCCAAACAGGCACCUGCGGCAUUCUAAGUGAAACCUUGUUUAACAUAGGAUUAAAUAUACUGGUCAGUUUAAUAAAUAAGGAGGCCUGGGGACUUGCACUCUCAUUGAUUCCAUCACUUAAUAUAUAUGAUUUAUUGCAUAACGCAGAAUUUUUUCUGCUAUCGGCUGAGGUUUAUUUAGGUAACAAGAAGACUAUAGAAGCAUUUGAUUUACUCAAAUACAAAAACAUUAUAUGUACGAGUCGUGCUAAGUGGCAUGUUAAAAGCACUAUUAACGAUGAACUUGUAAGAAACAAAAUAAUGUACAUUCUCCUGGAUUCAUUUUGUAAUGAAUGUUUUGAACACGCCUUCUUUCUUUUUCAAUUUUUGCUUAAAGAUCAAUCCAGUCAGUAUUAUCCAAUAGACUUAUCCCGUUACGUGACCAAAUUAAUAAUAUUAUCUUUAUCAAAAAUGAACACGACUUUGAUCACAGAAAUGAGCAACUUAAUACUUAAAUAUAAUUUUGCAUUAAGUAUAAUAACGUGUCGUGCACUAAUUUCAACAUUAGUUCACAUAAACGAAGCGUUAGCCAAACAGAUCUAUAAUUAUGCAGAAGGUAUAGGUAUCUAUUCAGCAGUAAAGUUGUGGCCAGUAAUAUAUGUCACUAUAAGUACUGACUUAACAGAAGAAGAAGUGUAUCUUAUAUUCCUGCAAUUGGUAAAAAAACUUUUAAUGAAUUUUGGACCUGCGAUUGAGUUUGCUAAACCUUAUCAAAUAAAAGUAUACCUUAUCUUAGAGAUAAAAUCAACGAAUGAACAAUUUUCUUGCGCCGACUCGCAGAACUGUUACAAUAAGAAAGCUAUUAUAAAUACAAAGGCAUUGGUGGCAAAAGUUUUAAAAAAACGAUUUGAUCCACCUAUAUUAUUAAUGCGUAAUGGUAGUCAAGGUAGAAUACAUAGAUUACAAAGCACAAGUCUUAUAAAUUAUUUGAAGUCAGAGCAUUGUUAGAAUUAAACUUUUAAGCAAUGCAAUCUAACAGAUUAAAAAAGCAAUCCCUAUUUUUUUAAAUUUCCAAUUGAGAAAUAAAUUAAAUUUAUUUUACGUUCA